Apodemus sylvaticus (European woodmouse) is the source of this 3794-nucleotide messenger RNA. RefSeq names its product potassium voltage-gated channel subfamily A regulatory beta subunit 2 (gene Kcnab2). Gene Ontology annotation, cellular component: juxtaparanode region of axon; extrinsic component of cytoplasmic side of plasma membrane; membrane. Gene Ontology annotation, molecular function: potassium channel regulator activity; voltage-gated potassium channel activity; transmembrane transporter binding. The record is from RefSeq and is a predicted model, not a curated record. The transcript is spliced from 17 exons. Gene Ontology annotation, biological process: regulation of action potential; transmembrane transport; regulation of potassium ion transmembrane transport. NCBI's taxonomy places the organism in Eukaryota, Metazoa, Chordata, Mammalia, Rodentia, Muridae. Bases 396 to 1499 code for a protein of 367 amino acids.
AGGCAGAGACACUGUCCGCACACCCAGGGUGGCUGGGCCCUCCCACCAGAGACCACGCCCUGGUGUCCCUUAGGGGCCCCAGUUUGUUAGUCUCAGAGUGUGCAGCUGCUGCACAUGGGGCCCUGGCGCUUGCUGCACCAACUUCCUGUUGGGCCUGUGGUCCUCGGUGGCAUGCAGUUCAGCGGACAGUGACUCAGCCAUCCACCCAACAUGCGGAGCGUGUCUCUUCUGCGGGUCCCGGUCCACGGCAGAACGAGGACUCUACGUGGGACUUGUCCUGAGCUCUGAGAAAGAUGCUGGAAGAUGGGUGGGGACAGGAAGAAUCCUGCCAGACUCACCCGAGGAUUCCCCCUCUGUGAAAAGGCACGCUGAUCUGGAUAAGUGAGGCCGGCCCCAUGUAUCCGGAAUCAACCACGGGAUCCCCAGCUCGACUCUCCCUGCGGCAGACAGGCUCCCCCGGGAUGAUCUACAGUACUCGGUAUGGGAGUCCCAAAAGGCAGCUCCAGUUUUACAGGAAUCUGGGCAAAUCUGGCCUUCGGGUCUCCUGCCUGGGGCUCGGAACAUGGGUGACCUUCGGAGGCCAGAUCACGGAUGAGAUGGCAGAGCACCUGAUGACCUUGGCCUACGAUAAUGGCAUCAACCUGUUCGACACGGCGGAGGUCUACGCUGCUGGGAAGGCUGAAGUGGUAUUAGGAAACAUCAUUAAGAAGAAGGGAUGGAGACGGUCCAGCCUUGUCAUCACCACCAAGAUCUUCUGGGGCGGAAAAGCGGAGACCGAGAGAGGCCUUUCCCGGAAGCACAUAAUCGAAGGACUGAAGGCUUCCCUGGAGAGGCUGCAGCUGGAGUACGUGGAUGUGGUUUUUGCCAACCGCCCGGACCCCAACACGCCCAUGGAAGAGACCGUGCGGGCCAUGACCCAUGUCAUCAACCAGGGGAUGGCCAUGUACUGGGGCACGUCGCGCUGGAGUUCCAUGGAGAUCAUGGAGGCCUACUCGGUGGCACGGCAGUUCAACCUGAUCCCGCCCAUCUGCGAGCAAGCUGAGUACCACAUGUUCCAGAGGGAGAAGGUGGAGGUCCAACUGCCAGAGCUGUUCCACAAGAUAGGAGUAGGUGCCAUGACCUGGUCCCCUCUGGCCUGCGGCAUCGUCUCAGGAAAGUAUGACAGCGGGAUCCCACCCUACUCCAGAGCCUCCCUGAAGGGCUACCAGUGGUUGAAAGACAAGAUCCUGAGUGAGGAGGGUCGUCGCCAGCAGGCCAAGCUGAAGGAACUGCAGGCCAUUGCGGAGCGCCUAGGCUGCACCCUGCCCCAGCUGGCCAUAGCCUGGUGUCUGAGGAACGAAGGUGUCAGCUCUGUGCUUCUGGGUGCUUCCAAUGCAGAACAACUUAUGGAAAACAUUGGAGCAAUUCAGGUCCUUCCAAAAUUGUCGUCUUCCAUCGUCCAUGAGAUCGACAGCAUUCUGGGCAAUAAACCCUACAGCAAAAAGGACUAUAGAUCCUAAGUUACCCCCUCCCCCUGCGCCCCGCCCGGACAGUUCCCGGUCCCCUCCUCGUCUCUGUCUCGCUCGCUUCUGCUGUUUCGAAGACAAAUGCAGAGUGUGGUUCACAACCAAGGGGAAAACACUAUGCCCAGACGUCACCGGGAAACUGACGUCGCCUCCAGAGUCGCCGCCAGAUGCCGCCUGCCGCUUCUGCACUGGAUACUAUCCGACGGAUGCCAGGGGAUGGCAUCAGUUAGGGGGACAUCCAGAGGCUCCUACCCAAGCCCACCACCUCUGCUUAUCCUUCAAGAAGAAACACCUGCCCCCAGCCAUGGCCAUGGCCAUGUGGAGGUCUCGUCCUCAGAGCAGGCAAGGCUAGCCUCUCUGCCAAGAACCGCUGUCUCAGAAGAGGGGUGUGCACCCUUCUCCCAGGGUCCUGGUGGUUAGAGCAGGGCCUCCCUCUUUCCAUGGACACCAGGCACUUUGUUCAAGGCUGGCCUGGGGUCCCACUCUUCCCAGGCCUUGAUCUGCCCCACGUGCCCACCGGGCCUUGGCUGGGGUUAUAGCUACCUAGCUGACCCUCGACCCUACCCUUACCCUUGCUGGCAGGGGCAGGGAUCCCAGUCGGCUUUCCCAGCCGUGCGUACAACUGCUGAGCCCCACAGCAGAGAGGCUCAGCAGGCUUGGAUGGAGCCCGUUGGAGUGUGCCUCUCAAGACAGACACUCGUGGACAAGUGUGGCCGCUGGCCCCACCGCAGGCAGGUGGCAGCAGGCUCGCAAGACCAUACUGCUCUGCUCUCACUGACCUUCCUCCAUUACCUCUGCUGCACUGGGGCAGUGGGUUCAGGACGUGGGAAGAUAAAGCACUUAGAGCUCCCUUGGGUUCUCACAUGGCAAGCUAAGGGACUAAGGGAACAGCUCCAGUAAUAGUCUCCGUGUUGUAAGAAUAGGUCCUCAGGACCUCUCCCUGGAAAAAUGGCUGGGACCACCCAUCCACCUCUGCAUACCAUACGUUGUGCUGGCCUAGGGCAGGAUGGGGACAGGGAGAGUGGGAAAGAUGGGCAGCCCCUUAUCGGUGGGAGCUAUGUGGAUGUUGAUGCCAGGAAGCCUGCAGGUUUGGGCAGUGCGUGCUGUCCAGAGGCCCACUCCAUGGUCUUGUGAUGCUCUGGGGCACAGAGUCCUACCCAGCUGGCUCUCUAGGAGACCAGCCUCCUGCCCUGGACAGGCCGUGGCUAGCUCCAGGCACAAGCCCUGGAUGCACAGUACCCUGGCUUUGCCUUCUGUAGCUGCUAUUCCAAGUCUCCUCCCUGCUGCUCUUAAGGCUGGGCAGAGGUGAGGACUGGGGGUGGGGUAGGGUUAUGGGGAGGAGACAGGAAGAAAGGCAGACAGGGAAGAAAGGUAGAGGUAGUUUCCUCUCUCACACCGCCCCCCUGCCCCCCCCAAAACCCUGGGGCUCUCAAACCUUCCUUGCUCGUAGCUUGAGACCUCAGAAGCAGCCCUGUGGGGCUGGGGGUGGAGGCGGUUGGGCUCUGGUGUUUCCAUGCCUGGCUAGAGGAGCCAGCUUCCUGCAGUGGCCCAGCAGGAGGUACCAGACCUGUCCACACAGCUGGCCUUGGCCCUGCCUGCUAGGUGGGUCAGGCAUGCAGGGAUGCCUGCCCACCAUAGGAGCUACUGCCUGCCUGUGAACCACACCACAGAGCUCAGCUCCUGCAGGGUCUGUGAAAGACAGGAAAAUGGGCUGCAGGCUAAGACCCACAGGAGACCUAGAUGCAGAAAACAUUUUAGCCAAGUGUUUCUGAGAUGUUUUCUUCCAUGCCCACUCUUACGUGCUGGGGAUUUGCUUCUUAAGCUUCUGUGGAGGGGUUUGGAGGAGGGGCUCGAGGCCACAUAGAGCAAGUGCAGACAGCUCUAAGUGGGAGCUUGCCCCCCGGCCCUCGAAGAGUCUAAGAGCCAGCUCCCUUCCUCUGUGGCCUCUCCUUCCUUCAGCCCAGCUGCCUGCUGGUCAGUCCAAGCCAGCCUCACUUUACCUUUAAGUAGUAUGCCAGGCCUGGGGCAGGAGGGGGGCUGUGUAGAACAGCCGGCUGGAGCCCUGCGCUGUUCAUCCCAGACCCCAGGUCCUGAGGCACAGCAGGGCGCCUGCUCCCCGUCAUGUACAUAACCGUGCUUUCUCUCCCCAUUUUUUUAAUGAGCGUGGCUCCUCGCUAACUGCACCCUACCAGGCCGACAGCAAACGCCUCCAGCUUCCUGACAGACUCAGACCAAGGUGCGGCCCGUAUUUAUGGAAUGGCAAAUAAAACCCGAGCCCUUCGGUCUCCA